AUGACCUCUGCUAAACCAUCAACUAUAGUAUGUGUUUUUUGCGGAUCUUCGUUUGGUAAUAAACCUGGUUAUGCCAAUGAUGCCACCGAAUUGGGACAAAAGUUGGCCCAUAAAGGCUGGGGAGUCGUCUACGGAGGCGGAACUACCGGUGUCAUGGGUGCAGUGGCCCGUGGAUGCGCCACUAAUGGAGGAUAUGUUCAUGGAAUAAUUCCCGAGGCAUUGAUUUCGAGAGAAAGAACCGAAGAAAGUGCCGAGGAUCUCAAUCAAAAACUCAAGGAGUCAAUUGACAAUCACGAUGGCAGUACACCUUUACCUGACUCGAAGGAAUACGGAAAAACCACGUUGGUGAAAGACAUGCAUACUCGGAAACGGAUGAUGGGAGAAGAAGCCAAUGCAUUUGUAGCACUUCCUGGUGGAUAUGGCACUUUAGAAGAGCUUAUGGAGGUGGUUACAUGGUCACAGCUUAAUAUUCAUAACAAGCCUAUUGUAUUGUACAAUUUGGAUGGAUUUUAUGACAACUUUCUCAAAUUCAUUAAUGACGCAAUCGAAUCUGGAUUCGUUUCGAAAAAGAACGGAGAGAUCAUCAAGGUGGCAUCCACCGUAGACGAAUUGAUAAAAGCGAUAGAGGAGUACGAGGCGCCCGAGGGAAAAUUUAAUUUAAAGUGGGAUACCACCUAA
This is a messenger RNA of Meyerozyma guilliermondii ATCC 6260, 678 nucleotides long. RefSeq lists its product as uncharacterized. Gene Ontology annotation, biological process: cytokinin biosynthetic process. Gene Ontology annotation, molecular function: hydrolase activity, hydrolyzing N-glycosyl compounds. Gene Ontology annotation, cellular component: cytosol. Bases 1 to 678 code for a protein of 225 amino acids. Lineage: Eukaryota; Fungi; Ascomycota; Pichiomycetes; Serinales; Debaryomycetaceae. The record is from RefSeq and is a predicted model, not a curated record. The transcript has a single exon.